Harpegnathos saltator (Jerdon's jumping ant) is the source of this 4529-nucleotide messenger RNA. RefSeq names its product RNA polymerase II-associated protein 1. The transcript is spliced from 10 exons. Gene Ontology annotation, biological process: transcription by RNA polymerase II. Bases 227 to 3796 code for a protein of 1189 amino acids. The record is from RefSeq and is a predicted model, not a curated record. Lineage: Eukaryota; Metazoa; Arthropoda; Insecta; Hymenoptera; Formicidae.
GGAAGAGUAAAUUCUAUAUGAAAUGAUAUGCAAGGUUAAGUUUUUAGUUUGCAUCCGUUGGAUGUGGUUCCUGUAAUUACGCAUAUUUUUUGAUCGUGGGGACUGCAUUGUCCCUGUUUUUCUUUUACCUUCAUACUACUGGAAAAUGGCGUAUGGACAAAGCUAAAUGCAGUCCGGAGCCAUAUAUUGAACUGAACUGAACUGAUAUGUAAGAUAAAUCACCACCAUGGCGACUUUUAGACAUCUUUCUGCUAAGACAAAGGAUGAUGAAAAUGAUCUCUUGCGCCAACAAGAGGAAUUUUUAAAAGCAAAUCAGCAACCCUCUGCCAGGAUAGUAUAUCCAAAAAAUACUGUUAAAAACGGUGGAUCAAGAUUCUCUAAGGAAAGAAAAUUUAAGUCAAAACAAGAAAUAGUCUCUACUUCACAAAGCAAUGGAGAGAUGAUAAAUCCUGUUGUCAAGGAAAAAAUUCAGGAACAGAAGCUAGAAGAUGCAGUACAAAACAUACCUGUUACACCGUCAAAUAUUAUACUUAGUAAUGUUGUAGAAAAGAAGCAUCAAAUCAAAAAAUAUAAGUUUGACAAUAGUCGAAUCUCUCUUGCAAGUGAAAUGGGAUUUCCUAAAACUUUUACAUCUGACAAUAUGGAGAUAAACAGAAAUCACAAUUUAUUCAGGCAUAAUGUUCCAAUUUUGGAGUCUCUAAAACAUGAUUCACUGAAAGUUCAAGACGAUGAAUGUAACAAUGACAUGGAACAGGCUAGUAGUAUAAUCAAAGAUCAACUGGCUGCUGAGAUUCAUAAAGAAAAUUUAGAGAAACUAGCUCAAAUGAGUGAAAAAGAGAUACUGAAAGAAAAGAAGAACCUUGAGAAGAGUCUUGAUCCUAGUAUAAUACAAUUCUUAAAAAAUAAGAAUAAAAAGUCUGGAAAGAGACCACUUGAUCAGGACGUUACAAUGCAACAUGAUAUUUUGAUGAAUGAGGAAAGGAUAAAGAAAAAUGCACCUGACGACAGAAAUAUAGAACUUUCUUCAGAUGAUAAUAACACAAAAAUGGAUUGUGAACCAAAUUCAACAGACGUACCAAAGCCAUCAAAAGACAUAUUAGACAAAAGUAAACAGGAAGGUUGGCUCCACAUGAAUGACCCUGAACUAGAAAAAUUCAAAUGGAUGGAGGACUUGCCCGUGCAGAAGAAUGACGAGCCGACUUCGGACCAAUGGUACAAUGCACGAUUUGAUUUCAACGGUCUUUUGUUGCCAUACAAAGACGAAAGCCUGACCGUCGACAAAGGUCUCCAUCAUCAUGGAGAAGAGCCUGAACGUCCUGGGUAUUCCCUGCAAGAAUUACUGCAACUUAGCAGGUCUUUCACGCAACAGCAACGAUGCACAGCUCUCGUCACCCUGGCCAAUAUUAUGGAGAAAACGCGUAAAGGCUGGUACGAUGACGCCCUGCAACCGGCACCACUGAGCGCUUUGAGCCAGAAGAAUAUUCUUCUGCUGUUAAGAUUCUCCCUAGACAACACGUCCGUGGGCAUAGUGACGGCAGCGUUGCAAGCGCUCCGAGCUUUCCUGUGCAGUGAAGCGGACGAGGUAUGCCUGGAUAGAUUGUACGGAUUCGACGGUCAAGUGGAACCAACCCUGACGCCGCAACUCGAGGACAAGGAUACGAGUAGUCUAAAGGAUCACGAGUUGGCGCAAUUGGACACUGUGGCUGCAUUAGUGAGAUCGGAUAUCCUGUUGAGAAUUAGAUAUAUAUUGAAUGAAAUGCAUCCACCGCCUGUUGGAGUAAAGAGUGCCUUAGAGAUACUCAUUCGCGUUGCAAGACACUCGCAAAUAACUGCGUUGAAUAUCUCAUCUACGCCGUACUUGUUGGACAUUAUUAUUCACAAUUUCAUGCCUUUGUCUACGGAUCGAUUAGCAAUGCUGGAUACGAUAAAUAAUGCUUAUGGGAUUCCGGUGGUUAAAGCUGUUAAAUUAUGUCGCGUCCUUGUUACGUAUGGCAAGAAGCCUGUCGCGCAAAAGUUGGAUAACUUAAAAGUUAUCCAAAUCAUCCUGACAUACGUUAGUAGCGAAACAGGAAAGAAAGAUGACAUUAAUCUUAGCAUCGAGAGCCUGCGGCUUUGGUGUUUAUUAUUGCAAUACGAAGUGGGGUUGGACAGUGUCGCUGGCGCUCAGUUGAUCCUAUUGUCACAAUUGCAGCUGCUGCUGAGUAACCACGAUAUUCAAAGCACGUCCGAGUUAGCAUGCGAACACGCAGCUGCGUUAAUCGCCGUAGCGAGUCACGAAAGAACACUGAAGCCGAACAUCUCUAUCUUGUUAGCGAAAUGGAGUACUCAGCUGUCAACAGUAUCUAGCAUGACGUGGGGCGUUAUGAAGUUAAUCUCAGAGACUUUAUCGGCGGCCGAUGAGAUAUCUGUCUUCCGAACCACGUGGAUCUUCAACCAGCACCUUUUCUCGACGUUUCGAUCCAAUUCAAAUUUACUGAGCGACAGUAAACCGGCUGUUGAUCGAGAACCCUCUUGUCUACCAAACCUGGGUGUUCUGAUGAAGAACGGAGAGCUGCAGCCGAUCGUGUCUCUAAAUUCUUUCAUACCAUUCUUAGCGACGGUGUUAAAUAAGCUUUGCGAUAACUUGCGCAUGACGGAGAUUCGAGCGAUAUUCGAGCAACCGUCCCUCCGUAAAUACGCAAUAGACUUGGAGGCGGCCGAGUGGAGUUUCGAGGGAUCAUGGUACAGCAGAACGGAGUUCUACUUAUUAAUGGCGAUGGUGAGAGCAGCGUCCCUCCUGAGUGACACGCUCGACCACGCAACGGCGCAAAUCGUAUGGAAGAUCACAAUCAAGCUUAUAUCAGCUUUACCCGCGGACGCUGCUCAUCACGUGAAAGAUCUCUUGCGAAUCGCAUUGUCCAACGAGAAGCUGAAUCUGGAGAUCGUUACGAAUAAGAUGGCCAAGAUGAAUCUGACCUCUGCUGUGAAUUCACCAGUUAAGAUGAAUUUGUGCAACGAUGUAGCUUCGUUGUACGAGAGUUACGUUAGCCCUUGCGGAGACUGGAGCCAAGCGGCGAUGCCUAAAGACUGGCCGUUCCUGCCGUUGGUUCACAUUUACAACAAAUGCAAGAACAACGUCAGGUUACAACCGGAGGAUAAUAACCGCAUCGUGGCUGUGCUGAGUCUGGCGUUGGUCUUGCCCAAUCUCACGGAGAAACUGUCGCCUAGUUUGAGGUUCAGUAGACUGAUACUGACGUACCUUUGCGACACGAUAUACUUGGACAAGGACGUUUCCCUGCUGCUCGCUAGCGUCAUGUCCGACCUGUUGAAAAGACACCACGCGAGACUAGACUUCAGAACGGAAUUGCCGGGUCUGAGCUCCUUCACCGACCUGUUCACGGCAAUGUGCGAGAACUUCUGCUCGAGCUCGUACGGUGACGACGGCUUCGCCAUGAUUUUAUUGGUGCCUGUGGCGCAACGGCACGAUACAUACUACAGGAAACUACUGUGGUCGGAACAUGCAGGCGCGCUUCGGUACUUGAGACUGCCGUCGAGCAGGUUGGUGGUGCCGUUGAAGGAUUACCUCUAUCCGGAGGAGGAGGACACGUCCCUGAUCGAGAGUUACAUCACCGCGCUGAUCCGCGGUAUGGUCAGGGAAGCGUGGUGUCCCAUCCCGUACGCGAUCGCCCUGCACCACUCGGCGAUGUACCUCAAGCGCUCGAAUAAGCUUGCGGGGCGGAUGCGAACGCAGAUGGAGAAGUUAUGCGACAAGGACGUCGCCAGCAAGAUACUGCAGUACGAGCCGCCGCGGUUAUAAGUACUGCUGCACACUGAGACCCAACACGAUGAAUACGAUUGCAUACGAUGGUGCGAAUAAUGGGCCUUUCUUCUUCGGUUCUUAAAGUGCGAUUUCAGAUUUCUUCAAAUUUCGCGAUUUUAUCGUUACAAUCUCAAUUUGUUGUAGUUCUCGUUGGAAUUCGCAGCGUAGAUUAAUACGAUUUGUAUUCCUGCACGGGAUUUAUUUCAGUCAAAGUUAGAAAGUACAUUAUAUAUUUUGUGUUACUGUCGGAUGCGCGUAAGUAUAUAUACCGUGCGCGAACGAGACAUUUGUACUUACACGCGUGCGACGACGUAGCUUCAUUAAAGUCUAUUAAACAAGAGAGUAGAAACAACCUGCAUUGGUUACAGUAAGCGUAGAGGCACUGAUUGGUCACUUCGCUGAUUGCCAAAGUUUCCGAGUACUUAAAGUGCGUCGAGUUCCUAUCGUAUAGCGUAAUGCAUCUGAGAAUGCUUCUACAUUAAUUAAUUCACCCACGAUCUCUUCCUUUAAGCGGUGUACACGCACAAGAAUGGUGUACGCGUCUCGGGCCCGUCGGAUCUUUCAUCGGUAAAGAAAGAAGGAAACUUCUCCGUAAGAAACGACGGAGUAAAAAUCCUCGAUUUCCUUUCGGAAAUGUGAACAUAGAGAAAAAAAAGAAGAGGCGGAGAUUACUGUAAAUAAGAGAGAAAGAAAUAACACCGAAGCGAACGCGCACAGCGUUAACCCCUAA